Molecule: messenger RNA, 2012 nt
Organism: Schizosaccharomyces japonicus yFS275
Lineage: Eukaryota; Fungi; Ascomycota; Schizosaccharomycetes; Schizosaccharomycetales; Schizosaccharomycetaceae
Product: GTP cyclohydrolase II
Exons: 1
Coding region: 502-1839 (445 amino acids)
Biological process (GO): riboflavin biosynthetic process
Molecular function (GO): GTP cyclohydrolase II activity
Source: RefSeq, a predicted model, not a curated record
ACUCUACAAUCAUCAAUUGAAACCAUCAGCAAAACCAAAAUGCUACUGCAUCCUCACUGCUUCACCGCGGCACUCACCCGCAUCUCUCGAGUUCUUCUCUUUGUUACUACCGCUCCAGCGGCCGCGGGUUCAUCACAGAUAACAACUCUGUUUGCCUUCUUGCUGGCCUGUCGCCACAAGCCGCGCUUUUCCCGGUCGCCUUCUGCUACACCAAGGCAAUCCCUGUGCGAUUCCACGCUUGAGACACACAGUUUAUCCUCGGCUGACCCACGGCUAACAAUUUCAAGACUCUGGUAAUAAAGAAUCAUGGCUUCCUGAAAAGAUAUAUAAGGCGGCUGCCUUCUCUGCAAUUCAACAUCAAUUCAUCAAUUCAUUCUCCUUUCAAUUGAUUUCUCCUCUUCUCAUCGAAGCUUGGUGAAAUUUCAGAAUCUACUUGAUUAAAUUUUUUGAACGACUUGUUUUACUCUAUUUUCGUUAUUUAUCUUCCAAUUCUUUAUUCCAAUGGCUAUGCAAAGUGAAGUUUACGCUCCCAAGUCUGCCACCGAGGUCAAGAAAGCUGCCAAUGCUGCCGAAGAGUCCCAAGUUCCCAAGAAGGCUCUCUACGACCGCCCCGUCAUCUUGACUUCUUACCCCGGCCAGAACCGUGUGGAUCCUUUCCCUUUGAAGUGGGGUGCCCCUUCUGCUGAAGAACGUGGCCCCGUCACUGUCGCUCGCAGCAUCGAAACUUUGCCUCACCGCAAUGCAAUUGGUGCCCACGGCGGUAGCUACUGUGUCUACAACGCUCUCGCAAUCGCCGGCGGCUUUUUGCCUGCUGAGCACAAGCCCGACUUCACUCUCACCGAGCCCGUGUUUGAGUUCCCUGAACAAGAAUCCUGGCACGGUGUUGAGAAGAUCGUCGCCAUGGAUCCCUAUGGUCAUGAAGUGCCUCGCUUGUUCAAGAACUACCUGGACAAGGGUUACGAUGUUCGCCCCACCAUCGCCAUCACCAAGGCCCACUUGCAAGUGACUGAGAUUAUGAACGACGUUAAGGCUGGCGAGCUCGAGAUCGAUGGCAAGGUUGUCCUGAACGAGAACGGUGACAUUGCUAUUACCAAGGUCGCCGUCGACCCCGUUUGGUAUCUUCCUGGCGUCGCCAAGCGCUUCGGCGUUGACGAGGGCUCCCUUCGUCGUGCCUUGUUUGAACAAAUGGGCGGCGCUUAUCCUGAACUCAUUACCCGUCCCGAUAUGAAGGUGUUCCUUCCUCCUAUCGGCGGUCUUACUGCUUACAUUUUCGGUCCCCCUGAGCGCUUGAGCGACCCCAAGUACAGCCUUGCUCUCCGUGUUCAUGAUGAGUGCAAUGGCUCUGACGUCUUCCAAAGUGAUAUCUGUACUUGCCGUCCUUACCUUGUUUUCGGUAUCGAGGAAGCUGCAAAGGAAGCCCAAAAGGGUGGCGUUGGUCUUGUCGUCUACUUCAGAAAGGAGGGUCGUGCACUUGGUGAAGUUGUCAAGUACUUGGUCUACAACAAGCGUAAGCGUACUGGUGACUCUGCCGAGAACUACUUCCUUCGUACGGAAGAGCUUGCUGGUGUCCGCGACAUGCGCUUCCAAGCCCUCAUGCCCGACAUUCUUCACUGGUUCGGUAUCAAGAAGAUUGACCGCAUGUUGAGUAUGUCCAACAUGAAGUACGACGCCAUCGUCGAACAGGGCAUCCCCAUUCUCAACCGUAUCCCCAUCCCCGACCGCCUCAUUCCUCCUGACUCUCGUGUUGAGAUUGAUGCCAAGAUUGUAUCCGGUUACUUCAGUGAGAAGCAGGUCACCGUUGACGACUUGGCCUGUGUCCAUGGCCGUAACUGGGAGUAAGUUUCCUGGCCCACUGUUUCUAAUUAUUUCCUUCCUGUUUCUACAACUCACUCGUUCUUUUCUUUUGCACCUGCUGUGCGUUUCUUACAAUUCUUGUUGUGUUACAUGAGCAUGCAACUACGAACUAUCAUGUAUUCUGUUUUACAUAGUGAAUUGAUCUUUUUGCGUAACUA